This is a messenger RNA of Hibiscus syriacus, 1293 nucleotides long. RefSeq names its product transcription factor bHLH112-like. Gene Ontology annotation, biological process: regulation of transcription by RNA polymerase II. The transcript has 5 exons. The coding region runs from base 1 to 1173 and encodes 390 amino acids. Lineage: Eukaryota; Viridiplantae; Streptophyta; Magnoliopsida; Malvales; Malvaceae. Gene Ontology annotation, cellular component: nucleus. The record is from RefSeq and is a predicted model, not a curated record. Gene Ontology annotation, molecular function: RNA polymerase II cis-regulatory region sequence-specific DNA binding; protein dimerization activity; DNA-binding transcription factor activity, RNA polymerase II-specific.
AUGGCAGAUGAAUUUCAUGCCGGUAUUCGUGACGGAGCGUGGUGGGAUUCGACGAGACCCGAGUUAACAGGCUGCUCUCCGCCGUGUUCCGUGACGAUUGCUGCUGCUGUGGGAAGCUUCGGACAUGGCACUGAUACGGUUGAUAUCAAUCUUCGUCGUCAUCGGAAGCUUCGGCGAGCUGGUUCAGAUAGUGGCGGCACUGACAGCAGUAUUUUGAUUGAUUCUAAUCCACAAAUGAUGGGUUUUGGCCUUCCAUCAUUGACAACUUCGGACUGGAACUUGUCAGUGCUUCGGAGUAAUGGGAGAACCGAGAGCUAUAAUUUGAUUCGUCAAGAAGUUAAUGAUCAAGAUUUUCCAUCGGAGCAGCCGAGAUUGAAUUCGACGGCCGGCUCCGGUAAUAGUAUACCGACGUGCUUGGGCUUAUCAGCAGGGUCUCCAAUGGCUUCGGUAUCGUAUGAGUACCCAUCAACACUGUUACAAAGUUUGUUUGAAUCCGAUUCCGAUCCUCGAACUCCACAUCAAUCCCUUUUCAACAACCCGUCGUCGACCGGCUUUACGUCGUCGGCAACAUCCAAUUAUGGGGCAAACGCUAAUGAACUAUCACCUUUCAUAAGGCCAUCGUCGCCGGAGCUGCAACCAAGUAGCUUGCAGUUCUCCAAUAACACACCCUUUUGGAACGCCGCUGCCAUGGCCAUAAAUGACGUCAAAACCGGUUUUUUACCGUCGCCGAAAUCACAGUUUUCCGAUGAAGUUCGAAACAUGGGGUCGGAGACGAAGAAAGGAAGCAGUGAACCUGCAUUCAAGAGGCCAAAGCUUGAAACACCAUCUCCAUUACCAACUUUUAAGGUUCGGAAAGAGAAGCUAGGGGACCGAAUCACUGCGCUCCAGCAGUUGGUUUCACCUUUCGGAAAGACUGAUACCGCAUCAGUUCUACAUGAAGCCAUUGAAUACAUCAAGUUCCUUCAUGAUCAAGUCAAUGUUCUAAGUACUCGAUAUGUGAAGCAAGCAUCAGCUUCCAUACAACAAGAGGUAUAUGAAAAAAGAACAGAUGAGCCAAAACAAGAUCUAAGAAGCCGAGGGCUAUGUCUAGUGCCGAUAUCGACCACAUUUCCUGUUACCAAUGAGACCACAGCUGAUUUCUGGACGCUAGCUUUUGGUGAAACAUUGAGAUAAAAGGAAGUGGCGGUCCAAAGAUGGUCGACAGACACCAACACAGUGUGGUGCAACUGCUGGGCCAGCUGCUUCGAAGAGAAUGAUAGCGAGCAAAGCCUUUGAUAGUUAAAAGUAAAUAUA